GGAAAUAUCAUGCAGGUGCUAUUUUUAGUGAGCUUAGGUAAACAGCGGACUAGGGUUAGCUCAACCUGAUAACACACAUUGAGUAGAAGGGAGCGGGAGUCUAAUCAGACAUGGUAUUGACGUUGAAUUGAUAAUGUGGAGAGACUUUGGGAUAGCAAUGAAGAUGGAGAGACAGACGCCAUGAUGAAAGAGGAAUUCGGUUGCGACAUCACGUGCUCCCCAGUUCAAUCUCGCGCCACGCCAGUUCUUCCCCCGUGUAGAGUCUGUGAUGAGAACGCUUCUGGGUUCCACUAUGGCGUCAACACAUGCGAGGCAUGCAAGGGAUUCUUUCGACGGAGCAUGCUACGACGAGAGAAAUACAAAUGUCUUGGAAAUGGCAACUGCGACAUAUCACUGGCAAGAAGAAAUGGCUGUCCAUACUGCAGAUAUAAGAAAUGUCUGGCAGUCGGCAUGUCAAAACACGCCAUCAAAACGGGUCGAUACACACACAAAAAGAGAACACAAGAUAUUUUAGAGAUCCAGAAAAUUCGAGAUGGCACAGCAUCAGAAUAUGAAGACACAGUGGUACCGGUCUCCACUCACCCGGCACCAUGGCGACUAUCGGGGGACGUCACGGAGACCGAGACCCUUAUGACGACAAUACUAGACGCGCACAAAAAAUAUGUGCAGUCCACAUUGAAUAUAUCCGAGGACACUCUCGAGAAAGAUCAGCAAACAUAUUACGAGCAAUACAAGUUAAAGGUGGACAUGUUUGGACCAAUGACUACCUUGCCUCGUGAGCAGUACGAUGAGAUUUACCAGUCAACUGGGAUAGAUAUCGAUAACCGCCAGGAUAUGAUGAGGGCUUUUGCUGCGUCCAUGGAGGCAGGGAUACGGCGGUAUAUCAGCUUCGUGAAGGCGGUUCCAGGGUUCACGGUAUUAUCUUCAGAUGAUCAGGCAAAUCUCAUUAAAGGUGCGAGGUUCGAGUUUUUCUUUCUGGGCAGCUUCCGGGGCUACAACAGUAAACUGAAGGUGUUGAGUACAUCGUCGGGCAAGUGCCUACAUCUUCAUGAAAUAUGUAAGAUAUGGGAUGAAGACUUCAUGCUUGAAGCUUUUAACUUUGCUGAUUCGCUGAAAGUUCUGAAACUCAGUGUAGAAGAGUGCGUGGUGAUCAAGACAAUGUGUAUUCUAUUCACUGAUCGAUGUGACCUAGCACAGCCUGACAAGGUGGAGGAAAUCCAAUGGAAAGUCAUCAAAUGUCUGAUACUCCUUCUCCAGAAACACCAUUCGAAACCGAUGAUAAGAUUCGCCAAGAUCAUAGAUCGUCUCACAGCCGUCAGAAACCUUACAGAGUGGAACAACAAAAUAGCUAAAAGUUUGUACUUGUGGCCCGCCGUGCAACAGAGUCCCCUGUUACUGGACAUGUUAGCAACGUAACGCUAAUUCGUUAGCAGUGACGUUAAUACGUUUCUACAAAGGCCUACUUCAGUGACAGUGAAGCGAAGAAGGUGUCUUUUGUGGAAAAUUGUGAAGUGAUUCAUUACGAAGUUGAAUAUAUCGUCUUCGCAUCGGACGUGUGUGACUAUAAAGACAAUAUAUAUGUGCAGACGAUUCGUUAGGUUUUAACAUUAAGAUAUUCCGGAACGGAACAAUGGAUCCCUUCAGUGGCUUCAAUCACAAUAAAAAUAACAAUACUGUAAUUCAGGCGAACCCUUUUCGCGAAAACCAGUGUCAUCACUGAUUUUCAAUCAUCCAUUCAUAUAAUUUUCCCCGCUAUUUUGUCUUUUACGGGUGCCUGUUUCGGCAGAUAAUUAACACUGAUUAUUUUCUAUAUUCUGGUAUUUAUUAUAGCUAAAAUGGAUAGAAUUUACCCAGAGAUGAGCGGACCACUGUAACUUGAUAAUGCCCUCAUAUUGCUUGACGACGGGCCGAUAUCACGCCGGUUGUUAAGUGACGUUAUAGGGUUAGGAAAGGUGACGUCACGCUCAAUAGUGACGUCAUCUGGUUUGUUUUAUGACGAUUCCAUUUUUGUAAAAGUGGGUCAGUGAAAUUCGUGUUGUUUGCACAAAAUGUUUCAAAACCGAUACUGUUUAUUUUAUGUGAUAACAAA
Haliotis rufescens (red abalone) is the source of this 2089-nucleotide messenger RNA. RefSeq names its product nuclear receptor subfamily 1 group D member 2-like. Gene Ontology annotation, biological process: regulation of DNA-templated transcription. The transcript is spliced from 8 exons. Bases 181 to 1416 code for a protein of 411 amino acids. NCBI's taxonomy places the organism in Eukaryota, Metazoa, Mollusca, Gastropoda, Lepetellida, Haliotidae. Gene Ontology annotation, molecular function: zinc ion binding; DNA-binding transcription factor activity; sequence-specific DNA binding. The record is from RefSeq and is a predicted model, not a curated record.